AUGGCCGCAGCCCUUUUCCAAAGCUCAUGCGUCACAUUCCUAAGCGGCGAUAUUACACUCAAGCAGAUGGGUCUACACGAGUCAGACUGGCGACAACUCAAGAAAAACGUCCAAGUGAUCAUCCACGCUGCAUCGUCGGUUAGUUUAACAUGUCCGCUACCCAAACUGGCAACAUCAAUCAUUGCGCCGAGUAUAUCGCUCGCCGAAACAGCGAUGGAAUUUGAAGAUCUUCAGCAUUUCGUUUACGUUUCUUCUGCAUUCGCGAAUGCCCAUCUAUGGAAAACGACCGAUAAAUCCGAAGUCACCGUUAAAGAGUGCAUUUACUCCCUUGGUCCGCAUCAGGAGGUAUAUGAUCCGCAUAAUUUGGACGAGUGGGCUGGAUUCGGUCCACAGACAGAACACGAGUGGAGAAGUGUCCUGGAUACAGGGACAAGCAUUGAAUUCGACUAUAAUGAUUUUCCCUGGCCAUAUGCGUAUGCGAAACACCUUACGGAGCGUCUUCUUAUCAAUGCCUUUAUGCAAAAUGAAGCUACUGAAAAGCUCCUCAUCAUUCGACCUUCUUGUCUAGGUCCUGCUAUCACCCAGCCAUAUCCUGGAUACUCGAGCUCAACAUCUACACCAUCAACAGGUCUCGCAGCAUCAAUCCUGUUAUACGCAGGAAAGCACAUGAAAUUCCCGACUAGAAGCACAGAUCCCGAAAACGAAGUGACAAUGGACGAAGUGCCCAUAGACGUCGUGGUAGAUCGACUCCUCUCCCACACAGCAAAGGGAACAUUCGGCUGCGUCCACGCGGUAGCUGGAAAAAAGGCUCGAUUACGCUUCAAAGACUGGUGGCCCGUUGUUAUGAAAGAGCGUCGUCUACCAUGGAUUGUCCGUCCCGAAUGGACAUUUCUAGACUGGCACUCUGCCAAGUUGCAUCCAGCUGCUAAAUUCUAUGUUAUUCUCGGAACAUCAUUUGAAUUUGGAGAUGAGCAGGCGUCAAAACUUCUACCUAAGCUUAAUGCGCAUGAGAAGUUGCAUUUAAAGCUCUUUGCCGAUGAAUUUGAUGAAUCUCAUCCGUAUGAUUUGGCGCAGAGGAGAAAUAAGAUUCGGGAGGUUGGAAUGAGGAUGGCGAAGAAGAAACAUUUACCGAGGUGCUUUGUUAAAGUUUGUACGAGGCCGGGGAGACAGAGUAGUUCGGAUCUGGCGUGUAAACCACACCAUACCAUGCAUGAGUAUGGGGCUAAGUUUGAUGUUUCGAAGGAAGCUGAGUCUGAAGCGUUUCGGCAUAGCGUACACUAG
Molecule: messenger RNA, 1281 nt
Organism: Penicillium angulare
Lineage: Eukaryota; Fungi; Ascomycota; Eurotiomycetes; Eurotiales; Aspergillaceae
Exons: 1
Coding region: 1-1281 (426 amino acids)
Biological process (GO): long-chain fatty-acyl-CoA metabolic process
Cellular component (GO): peroxisome
Molecular function (GO): alcohol-forming very long-chain fatty acyl-CoA reductase (NADP+) activity
Source: RefSeq, a predicted model, not a curated record